CUGACUAUCAGUUGUUCAAAAGGCAACAAAAACAAAUUUCUUAUAAUGUAUCUCAAUGUUUUAUAACAAUGAUUCGCAACGUUGUGGUGGGGAUAUCAGGAGGUGUGGACAGCGCCAUCAGUGCCCAUCUGUUAAAGGAGCGUGGCUACAAUGUUUUGGGAGUAUUUAUGCGCAAUUGGGAUGAAAACGAUGAGGCGGGUCGUUGCAGCGGCGAACUGGAUCUGAAGGAUGCGGAAUGGGCAUGUCAAAGAUUAGAUAUUGAGUUGCGACAGGUGAACUAUGUGAAGCAAUACUGGAUGGCUGUAUUUACACAAUUUCUUGAUGAUUAUCAGCAAGGACUAACCCCAAAUCCGGACAUUCUGUGUAAUAAGCAUAUAAAAUUCGAUUUGUUUCAUACGCAUUGCCGAGAAAGAUUACAAUAUGAUGCAGUGGCCACAGGCCACUAUGCUGCCAAUAGCUGGGGCAACUAUCUAGAGCAACAGCUUCAGGGAGAAGAGCCACGUUUACUUAUACCUCAAGAUAAGUUUAAGGAUCAAACUUUCUUUUUAAGCGGCAUCUCGCAGCGUUCCCUUCGGCACACGAUGUUCCCACUGGGUUGCAUGCUUAAAACUGAGGUGAAACAAUUGGCCCGUCAAAUUGGACUACAGCGUCUCGCCGAAAAACGUGAAAGCACGGGAAUUUGUUUUGUGGGCAAGCGAAAUUUUAAAUCAUUUAUCGGCGAGUACCUAAGCCCCCGGCCGGGCCCCUUCAUCGAUAUUGAUACCGGCUGUGAGGUAGGUCAGCAUGAGGGCAUUCAUCAAUGGACUAUUGGUCAACGUUGUCGCUUAAGUUCCUUCCUCCAGCCCUAUUUUGUUGCCCGUAAGGAACCUCUACGCAAUAUUAUCUAUGUGGCUUCCGGCCACGAACAUCCCGCUCUGCACAGCAAUCGCCUCACUAUUGACCCCAUCAAUUGGCUGUGCUCCACAGCGAAAACAAGAUACGUCCAAGAGGGGAGACUUCGUUGUCGGUUUCGGUUUCAACAUACGAAACCUUUAGUUAAUUGUAGUAUAAUUGAAGAGGAAGUUGUGCUGGAUUCCCCCUUGAGAGCCAUUACCCCAGGCCAAUACGCUGUCUUCUAUGAUGACCAGGCCUGCUUGGGCUCAGCGAGAAUUCUGCGCUCGAAACCGCUGGACCAACUGGAGCAACAAACUGUAAAGCAUCGUGCAACGUGAUAAACUAUUCAUUAAGCAUAAUCAGUGGUAGAUUUAAGACUGAAUAAAAAGUCACUGUAAAGAUUUUCAGUGUUUUCCAAGCGA
This is a messenger RNA of Drosophila willistoni, 1295 nucleotides long. Its product is annotated as mitochondrial tRNA-specific 2-thiouridylase 1. The transcript has a single exon. Gene Ontology annotation, biological process: tRNA wobble position uridine thiolation. Gene Ontology annotation, cellular component: mitochondrion. The record is from RefSeq and is a predicted model, not a curated record. Lineage: Eukaryota; Metazoa; Arthropoda; Insecta; Diptera; Drosophilidae. Gene Ontology annotation, molecular function: sulfurtransferase activity. Bases 69 to 1211 code for a protein of 380 amino acids.